This is a messenger RNA of Drosophila subobscura, 823 nucleotides long. RefSeq lists its product as uncharacterized. Lineage: Eukaryota; Metazoa; Arthropoda; Insecta; Diptera; Drosophilidae. The record is from RefSeq and is a predicted model, not a curated record. The transcript has a single exon. The coding region runs from base 103 to 804 and encodes 233 amino acids.
CAUUACUGAACAGUGCUGCAAAACAGCAACAGUCUGCGCACAUGUGUAACCAAACGGGAAAUGUCAACAAACGGACAACAAUAAUUAGAUUUUUGUACAAAAAUGCCCGCUAAACAGCAACCCACUGGCGCUGAUAGCGACUCCGACGACGAUGACGCACAAAUGCGUCAAUUCAUGGAAGCCGCCGAUCACACACUGCUCACAAAUGCCAUGUUCCAGCAGGGAGCAGCAGCAGAGCCUAACCCGGCGGCUCCUCCGGCCAAAAGCGAACGCCACUUGGACGAACAGGCUUCUGGCGCAGGCACAGCCAGCGAUCUGCACAUCACCGAAGAAAUGCAAACCCACAUAUGGGCGAAACUUAGCUCAAUUAUUCAAAAUCAAAUCGAGUUCUGUGAGCAGAAAUCCGCGGAUGAGGCAGCGGAGCCCUGCCACGACCAUGUGAGGCUCGUGUCCAAUGCGGACUGCUACCUGAGCGCCGAAAUAGUGGAUACAGGACCGCCGGGACCAAAAAAGAAGCCCACCAUCAAGCGACGCACCCUAAGCGAGGACAAAAGCUCUACGGCCGCCGCCAAGACGCUGGCCCUAGCCGCGGCGGCCAUUAGUGGCGAGUCGAUUAUGGAGGGCAAGGAGACGCUGGCCUGGGCCCAGAGCAAGCCACGACAGGGUAAGCUCUUCGAGUACAAGGCCACCGAUGAGCAGGGCCACAAGCUGCAAGCGCUGCAUCCACUCAACGAAUUCACGGAGCGCAGGCUGCAGAACCGAUGGAACGAGGCAAAGAUACGCCGACGAAAAAAGAAGAAAUAAAAGCAAAGCAAAGCAAAGC